CAAUCCUUAUAAUAAAGGCUUCAUUAAGAAUGCUUAACUUGUUUAUGUGAGCUUAUUCAUCAUCAUUUCAUGGAAGUAUAAAUACUUACUAUUGAGCUUGUGAAAAAUAAGUGGCCCUAGGAAUAAGAUGGAAAAGUGUUAUAUUUAAGUGUUACAGGCUCGUUGUAACCGUUAAGCCUAUCCGAGGAUUAACCAACAACAAUGACAGACUGUCCGAGCCUUACAAAUAUGCUACCGAACUCAACGUUUAUCACGAAGGAAACAUAUCGCGAGUUACAGGUGAGCACGUGGGCGAUGAGCCCGGGUACGGUGGUCAGGGUCUCGUGCCUCGAUGGACUGGAGCUGGUGGGUGAACCGGAAGUCACUUGUCUCGAUAGCGGUCUCUGGUCCGCCGAUCCAUACUGUGAAGUGAAGACGACACCGUUGCCGACAAGGCCAGACGGCAUGGACGAACCUCUUAUUAUCGUCAUAGUUCUGGUGGUCAUCCUUGUGCUAGUCGCUGCAGUCAUAAUCUUUGUCUGCAUCGCUCUCGCAAUGGGCAGGGGCCGAGGAAACAAGCACAAAAGGUCUAAGAAUGGUGACACAGAUUCGAUGCCAUACAGUGUGUCCACCCAUGUAUUUGACCAAAACAUCGCGCUAUAUGGAAAUAUGGGGCGUUCGCAAAUAGUUGGAGAGGAAAAUGACAACGCCGUGUAUUACCAUAACGACCCGACACGAAGGAGAGAAAGGGCAGUUCAUCAUUCAUCGAAGGAGAUACCCGAAAACCAACAACAAACGGAAGGCGAUGUCUACUACGUCUCCUGUAGAAUGGCCAAUGAAAACCCAUCACCCGGUUACCAUAGUGACGACUGCGUGUAUUGCAGUGAAGGUCAAAGGUUACCAAGAAUACGUGAUUUUUACGAGGAAGACGACCGGGGAUCACCAACGGAACACGAAAUGUACAUGAACAAAUCGAGGAGGGACGAAUUCCUAUGGAGAAAAGGGGACUCAGUAAUCAGUGACUUCACCAUCCCACGACCACAUUAUCAGUCAAAACACACUCCAUAAGUGAUCCUUAAGGACAAAAUCAAAGUGUUUAUAUUUAAUGCCAUUUAACGAUCACCUCUUACCAAUUUCCUACCACUUCAGUCGAAGUGCAUUAUUUACACUUGAAAAAAAUGUCGUGUACGGUUCGAGAAAGUAUUUCAACAGCUACACUUGUGUCAUUAUACUUUACAUAUAAGGCCACUGUUUUUUGAGUGUUCGUUUAACAAACCCGCCGCUCAAAAAAACGCGAUUUCAGAAAAAAAAUGGAAAUCCCAAACUUUUUUGUUCUUUCCGCUCCGAAUUUUGCCCAUCGAUUAAAAUAAAACGUCGGGGAAAGAAAGACAACUCAUUCCAAAUAAACUUUUCGUCAUUUCAAUAGCCAGUCGUCUAUAAGUCAUCAAAUCGUUAGCGCUGAUUUUUGUAUCCAGACGUUUGAUUGGACAACAACGCUCGAAGAAACAUGGUGGACUGGUUACAAUUUUAAUCUAUUUCUCAGCAAACAAUAAAUUCAUUUGUUAAAAAAAAUGAAAAUGAUACUGUCUCCUAUAUUAUUAACACAAGUAUUCCCUCUAAUACAUUCUUAAAGAAUGUAUGUGGAUAUCGAACGGCUGGAAAUGCAAGUAAACAUGAAGGGAGAUCGUCAUACCAUAUGACAUGCCGGGCUCCGUGUUGAUUUCAAAUGGCUCAAGACCACAGUUAUCUGCCCCCCGUUGACCAAGAUCCGGAUGUGAAUACAGAAACAAAGAGUGCUUGUGUUCAAGUAUCAAUAUUUUAUUAAAAUUGAAUGAAAAAGAAGCAAAAAAUGUUCUUUUUGCAGAGAACUUGACUGAAUUUGACACUCUAUUGCAGAAAUUGAUAGUUUUCAAUGUAAAUAUUGGAAAAAUCAUAGCUUGUGGAAGUCUGAAAAUUAGUUGUUUGUAGCCGAUUGACUCCCUGGCGGAAGGGUUAUGUAUUUGAACUCAAUUUUGACAGUCGGGUCAAUGGUCAACAUGGUGUUCUCUUGUGAUUAUAUUUUGUGUCUUGAAUUGUUCUAGAGAUGCCAUGUCCUUGUUUUUCAAUUGGGGUGUGUAUAAAGUCAAAAGCCAGGUUAGUGUCUAUAUGAAACAUAUAGUAAAAAUAACUGUGGUCUCACGCCUGAUAUAGAGGAAGCUUUUG
This is a messenger RNA of Mya arenaria, 2181 nucleotides long. RefSeq lists its product as uncharacterized. The coding region runs from base 202 to 1047 and encodes 281 amino acids. NCBI's taxonomy places the organism in Eukaryota, Metazoa, Mollusca, Bivalvia, Myida, Myidae. The transcript is spliced from 9 exons. The record is from RefSeq and is a predicted model, not a curated record.